UUUAUUCAGUGAUACGAUUUUCAAGUGAAUAAAACUCCGAUUACCAGUGCAAUCUACCAGAAUAACGCGGUUAAUAGAGGAAACACAAUUCAGACAAAAGAGGAAAAUUACAAAAGACCGCUUCGGGGAACUCAGUUGGCAGAGGGUUCAAGACUAUAAAAGCGCUGCCCAUCGGCAAACGGAAGUUAGUGAGCGGAAGAAGAACAUGGAUAUCCAACCACAGGCCUUGAAGCUGAUCUUACUUUGGGCAUGCCUGGCCAUUGGGCUAACGGUGAUGCCAGGAGCAACUGCAUCCGGACAUGAGGUCAGCCCAGCUUCGAGGGAUCUACUGCAGCGCAGCAAACGCACCAUGACCACCAUCUGCGUGGAGAUCAGGCCAAGUAGUCCGCAGGAUGAGCCGUAUUAUAUGUGCCGGGGAGCCAACUUCGGUGGCGACAGUAGCCAGCAGAGUUGUGUGGAGGUCAGAAACCAAGGUGGCCAGGGGGAGCCAUUCUACAUGUGCCACGGAGCGAAGUCCACAGAACCCGCCAUCGAGAAUCAACCCUCCAUGGAGCACAUGCCUCCGUUUAACCCUCAAACCGCUGAACAUCAUGAUUUCGGUCACAACUUUCCCGUGUUUCCCGCCUAUGAGGGCGGGUCAUAUCCCCAGCAGGCAGUCACAGAAGAUCCCACUCGCAUUCACCAAGUCCAGCCAGCGGGUCCGUCGUCAUACCAGGAGAAGCUCCACCAGCAGCCUAAUCCUCAGCAGCAUCAGCCCCACGCCCAGUACGGAUUCUACGGAGGCCCUAUUGCAGCCCCUCCAACUGCACCUGCAGCGCAGUCAGCUGGCGUGCCAGAAUUUCAUCACCCAAUUGAGGGCAGCCCGCCAGCAGCUCCACAAGGAGUUUCAGCUGGCCCAGGCCCAGCGUCCACGGCCGCUUCGUAUGAUCCUGCAGCAUUUGCGAGGUCGCCAAGUCGCCCCACAGAGAACCCAGUAGCCGGAAACAGUAGACAUCGAUUCACUUUCGACGAGGAGGUGCUAGCAGUGCCGGAUGUGGGUUUUAGGCGAGAGGAGCUCCAACAGCAGUACCGUAGGCCAGUGAAUCAACCGAGACCAGAAGAUCAGUUAAUGUGGGUGCCGUUGUCGCAGACGCAGGAUCCCGAAAACGAUCCGGUUAUGAAGGCAUUCUACAGCAGCUUGGGAGACGAAAGACGCCCCACACAGGAAGCACCGGUGGGCAACCAGGAUGAGCCCAUGUUGGGACAAAUGGCUCCUGGCUACAGCCCAUACAACAGCCAAUACCCAGAGGCUCCUGCCCCACCCACUCUGCCGCCACCACCUCCAACCUAUUCCCAAGCAGAUGUGACGCCCUCUGCCAACACAUAUUGCAAUGGAUGUUCUCCCACAGCACCAACAAUCCAAUGUCCACUGGACAACGGGGUGAGCUACAGUACCACCUGUCCGAGCUUCCAACCGGUCAUUAUAAGCAUGCCCUGCUACGCUCAACGAGCACCCACUCCCUACUUUGGGCUUCCCAGAGCGCCACCACCAGGUCCCUUUGGUGGUGGAUUUGGGCUGGGAGCACAGCUGGGAAGUCCUUUUGGCAUGGCGCCCCAGAUGGGAGGACAGGGAUACGACAUGGAGCACCAGGUGGGUGGCCCCUUUGGCAUGGGCAUGCAGCUUGGAAUGGGAAUGAACCCAUUCGGACCCUUCGGAGCCCUCAAUCCUUUCAAUCCUUUCAACAGAGUUCUGGGAGCACCAGCUCCCGCUGCUCCAACGCAAAAUGGUAAUUUUUUCCAGCGCGUCUUCAAAUUCAACCAGGACGCUGCCUCCUCCUCGACAACAGAAGCUGCUCCCACCACAGAAGUGCAAUCGGAAAGAUCGGGCAAGUUGAAUUUCUCGAGUAGCACUCCGUCGCCACCCAGCUCAGAACAGCCAGAUAGCAUUGUGGGUGAUGACCACGAGAGUGAUGAGGCUGAGGACUCUGCUGAAGAUUUUGACAAGGAGGAUGAUGCGGCGGUGACCACACCGCUUCCAGCCUCCGAGCCAGAUGAUUCCGCUGACACAUCCGGAGUUCCGGCCAUCGUGAGCAAGGCGACGGAACUGCUCAAGCCAACGGAGAAACGGAAGCGACACCGUCAGCGCUCCAGCGGACGUAGCCCCCAAAAGCACAGAUACCUGCAGCUGUUGUAACUCCAAGUUAUGUAAAUGGAUCCCUCAAACUGAAUAAAGUUGUAUUUAUAUUGUCAAAAUAAUAGUAGUUUACUACUGGGCAG
Molecule: messenger RNA, 2256 nt
Organism: Drosophila mauritiana
Lineage: Eukaryota; Metazoa; Arthropoda; Insecta; Diptera; Drosophilidae
Product: zinc finger CCHC domain-containing protein 2
Exons: 2
Coding region: 206-2173 (655 amino acids)
Source: RefSeq, a predicted model, not a curated record